UAUCAACCCCCUUUCUUCUGCUUCGCUGAUUCCUAGGGUUUGGAGGCCCCUUGCCUUCUGAUCUUUCCCCAUCCCCGAUCGCAGAACGCUAAUCCCGAAGAUGUGACCAUAGGAAGGUACCCUUUCACUCGCAAUUCAUGCUCUGAUCUUUAUGUUUCAGCUGCUCCCGGGAAAUUUCGUUGGGUUUUCAGUAAAAUCGCCUGCGUUCUUAGUUCCCUAUGGGCGGACGAAUUUCGGUUUUUGAGAUUUUUGGUUGUAGUUGGCAUUGAGAUUUGAGGAAUUCUGUGGUGGAUCUUGGUAAAUUGUGCUAGGUUUAGGUUGUUGCGGAAGGUUGAGGCAUGGAUUUGAAGGACGAUAGAUCGAAAUCUGGGUCGGAGGAGGUGGGAGAGAGGAAUGAAACCGUAGGAAAGAUGGCACCUUUAGGUGCAAAUAAGGUGGAGGUCAAUGGCGAUAUGGGUCCUGAAGAAUAUAUUAAGAACCAUUCCCCGGUUGAAACAGGGGAUGCUGAUGGGGAUAGGGAGGAGAUAGGGAGUGUAUCUCCUCCUGAAGCAAAUUCGUCUCCGGCAGAAGCAAAAGUGAAUGGGGAUGGAGUUGGAGUUGGGAAUUCGGCCGGUUCGCUGUUAAGGACAAUUGUAUCUCCUCCGAUUGCAGCGCCUGAGGUGGUGGCAUUGAAGCAGACGCCUACGAAGGGGUAUGGAUUAAAGAAAUGGAGGAGAAUAAGGAGAGAUUUAAAUAAGGAUGGAACGACUGGUGCCGAUUCUGCUCAGAUUCUUAAACGCAGGCUUCCGCUUGUGGAGACUCAGAAGCCUCGUGAUGAGAACAAGCAUAAGAGUGAUGGUGAGGGUGAGGGCGAGGGUUCAGUGGCUUCUCUGGAGUCGAGGAAUGCUAGAGGGUCUCCCCUCGCAGUUGCUGGUGGCACCUUGGACCCGGAGCUUGGACUGUUGGUGGCAGCUACUGGCUUCUCUAUUGGCAUGGAUUCUGAGAAUAGUGAGGACCGAAGUAGCAAGUCUUCAACUGCUGCAAGUGCUCCAAGGCUUAGGCAUGAAGCGGUGGGAUUUGGGAGGGAGAGAGGCAGGGUGAAAAAUUUUGGUGGGAGAGGAUCAGGGAAUGUUGUACAACAAAGGGGUCAACGGGGGAGAGGAGGUGGCUUAGAUAACAUCAAGAAGUUUAGAGGAGAUCAGGUUAGAAUUGAGAAGGAGAAUUCACAUUCUAGUGCAGAGUCUGACUUGAGAAGCUCUAAUGCAGCCUUUGCGCAGAGGGGCAGCAUGAUUAGUAGUGGAAAGCAGAGUGAGAAAUCAGUAAAUUAUGAUGGAGGGAACAGCGAUGAAGCUCAGCCCAGUGAGGAAGUCCGAUCAGCUUACCACAAAGAGAACGGGGUGCUUGAAGAUUUAUUGAAGGAAAAUUUAGACGCUGAAUUAUUGGCAGACGAGAAUGUUGAAAACAGUGAGAGCUGUCGAUCACACCCAAGUCUUGAUCCUUUUGUUGAGUCACUUGUUUUGCUUGAGGCAGCUCAGCAAGCUCUAGAAAGUGUUUGCACGGAGGACGAUGCUUCAUCACGAACUGAUCAUUUUUGUCCGAUAUGUUGUCCCUGUUCAGAAAUUGAGAAAUUUGGAGAAAUUGAGAAGGAGCCAGACGUCGAUGACUUUGAUGACGAUUAUGAAGAAGUGGAAGGUAGUAGUUCCCCAUCUCCUGAAGCUGAUUCAAUCCAAUUGAAUCAAAAGAUAGAACAUCUUCAGUGUAAACUGGAAGAAGCACUAGCAGCUGUCAGUUCUAGAGAAUCAAAGGUGCUUGAACUUGAAGCGAUCCUCAACAAAUCUGAGUUGCCAAAAAAGGAAAUAGAGAAAACUGAUCUACCAUUACUUAAAGAGAACUGCAAGGAGAUGGAGUUUGAACUUGAGAGCCUGCUUGAGAAGAAGAUAGAGGCAGAAAUCGAGUAUUUGAUCAUGGCAAGAGCUACUCAAAGUUGGAAAGUCCGGGCAGAAGAUCACAUCGCUCUGCUUGAGGACCAGAAGUCUCUUGCUGGAGAUCAAAUGCAGAUUAUGUGCGAGUUGAGAGAUACUGAGAAUAAGGCUAUCAUGUUGAAGGGGAAAAUGGAGGAAUUAGAGGCUUACUGUGCAGAGCUGGUAGGGAUCGAAGAGGUGUUGCGGCUGCAGAAUAAAGUCUUUAAGUCUUCUCUCUGUUGCUUUGUUCAGCUGGUAAUGUUGUUUAUUGCAUUUUGGUUGUUUCUCAUGCAGCUGUUGUCCCCAUCUAGCGGGGUUGUACCCACCUAAAUUCUGAAAACAGCCCUCAUGUACUUCUAUCAGUUUCAGAAGAAGUUUUUGUGUAAGAUAUUAUUAGGCAAAUAUGAAUGUACGUGCUGUCUUCUUAAUAUUCUUUAGCACACAAGUCAAUAAAUUUGCUUAUUGUAUCACAUUUUUCAGAAGAAGUUAGUUCUAUUUAAUAUUUGUACUGCAAUUUUAAAGAGUUUUUAUUAUA
Elaeis guineensis (African oil palm) is the source of this 2475-nucleotide messenger RNA. RefSeq names its product WPP domain-interacting protein 2. NCBI's taxonomy places the organism in Eukaryota, Viridiplantae, Streptophyta, Magnoliopsida, Arecales, Arecaceae. The record is from RefSeq and is a predicted model, not a curated record.